AUGGCUUCCACUACUGCCGAGGGCGUCAAGCUCAUCAGCAUUACCACCUCCGAUGGUGUCGAGAUGAAGGUCGAGCGCCCUGUCGCUGAGCGCUCCAUCCUCAUCAAGAACUUGCUCGAGGAUCUCGGUGGUGAAUCCGAGGAGUCUAUCCCCAUCCCCAACGUAAACGAGGCAGUCAUGAAGAAGGUUGUCGAGUGGUGUGGCCACCACAAGAACGACCCUCCCGCCACCCAGGACGACGACUCCGACUCGCGCAAGAAGUCCACCGACAUCGACGAGUGGGACCAGAAGUUCAUGCAGGUCGACCAGGAGAUGCUUUUCGAGAUCAUCCUCGCCGCCAACUACCUGGACAUCAAGGCUCUCCUUGACGUAGGAUGCAAGACCGUCGCGAACAUGAUCAAGGGCAAGUCACCCGAUGAGAUCCGUAAGACCUUCAACAUCCAGAACGACUUCACCCCCGAGGAGGAGGAGCAGAUUCGCCGCGAGAACGAGUGGGCCGAGGACCGCUAA
Alternaria postmessia is the source of this 510-nucleotide messenger RNA. RefSeq lists its product as uncharacterized. The coding region runs from base 1 to 510 and encodes 169 amino acids. Gene Ontology annotation, cellular component: cytoplasm; nucleus. Gene Ontology annotation, biological process: mitotic cell cycle; SCF-dependent proteasomal ubiquitin-dependent protein catabolic process. Gene Ontology annotation, molecular function: cullin family protein binding. The record is from RefSeq and is a predicted model, not a curated record. Lineage: Eukaryota; Fungi; Ascomycota; Dothideomycetes; Pleosporales; Pleosporaceae. The transcript is spliced from 2 exons.